Molecule: messenger RNA, 1956 nt
Organism: Naegleria lovaniensis
Lineage: Eukaryota; Heterolobosea; Eutetramitea; Acrasida; Naegleriidae
Exons: 5
Coding region: 1-1956 (651 amino acids)
Biological process (GO): carbohydrate metabolic process
Molecular function (GO): hydrolase activity, hydrolyzing O-glycosyl compounds
Source: RefSeq, a predicted model, not a curated record
AUGUCAUUCGCACAACAACAUGUUCUUCACAACAACAACAACCUUUGGGUGGCCUCUAUUCUCAUGGCAUGGAUGAUGCUGUACUGCAGUGUGUCCCAUGCCGUACCCACAUCCAUCUCCAUUACAGGUCUUGCAUCGGAGUCUGGAAAACAAUUGAAGAAAUAUAUCGUUCCUCCCGUUAUGAAAAUUAAUGCACCGUAUGCUGAGUGGGCUCAUCAUCAUUUGGUAUGGAUGAAUGGAGAAAGUCAAAACCAACAAGACUUGUUGAAAUUAGUGGCCACCUAUGCGCAAAAUGACAUUCCAGUAGGAGCUGUGGAUUUGGAAGCAGGAUGGUCGACUGGAAUGAACAAUUUUGUACCUAACCAGAGUAAAUUUCCAAAUCUUUAUCAAUUUGUGAAACAACUCCAUUCCAUGAAUGUCAAAGUCAUUUGUUGGACCACACCUCUCAUUAAUGUCGAUUCUCCAAAUUACAACACAGCUUAUUCGAAAGGAUAUUUUGUGAAUGAUGGAAGAUCGAUUGAAUGGUGGAAAGGAAGAGGAAGCUUUAUUGAUUACACCAAUCCAGAGGCAGUUCAAUGGUGGCAUUCACAAAUGAAUAAUGUGUUGAUUUUGAAUCAGACAGAUCCAAAAGAAGGAAUUGAUGGUUGGAAAUGUGACGGCUCAGAUCCAUAUUUUUAUGAAUUGAUCUAUGCCUAUGGUAAGAAUGGACACAUUUCAGAGAAGGCUUACUCGUACAUGUAUUAUCAUGAUUUUUUAAAUUAUACCAGACAAGUCAGAGGUCAAGAUUCUUUGAUUGUUAACAUUCCUGUAGAUUCCAUCUUUGGAAUGGCCUACUUUGAAUUUGCUCCAAAAGAUAUCGUCUUUAAUGGAUGGGUUGGAAACAAGUAUGCCAAUUACUUUGGUUUUAGAGAAACUGUGAAAAAUAUGCUUCAUUCAGCUUGGAACAAGUAUUUAGGAUUUACCACACCAAUUGGAGGAUAUGAAGGAAUUCGAAGCUAUGACGCCGAUUUGUAUGUGAGAUGGUUCCAAUUUGCUGCCUUUACAAGUGCCAUGCAUAAUGGAGGAUAUGGAACUCAUGAACCAUGGAUGUAUAAUUCAACCAUAACAAAACUAUACAGAAAAUUCACUCAUGCUCAUUAUGAAAUUGUGCCUUACUUGUACACCAGCGGAAUUAAUGCUUUCCAAAAUCAAGCUAGUUUGAUCACACCAUUGUCAGAUUGGACCAUGUUUGAUCCAUCUUUUUGGACAUUCAAACUUGGAAAGGAUAUGAUUGUGACUCCUAUUUUUGAUUAUUCAAAUUACACCUAUGUGUUAUUCCCUGAAGGUACUUGGGUUGACUAUUUCGAUCAUACCGUCACUUUUGCAGGUGUUUCCAAUGUCACAUUUGAUUACUCAAUGACAUAUGAGGAAUUUCCUGCAUUUUACAGAGCUGGUAGUAUUUUACCUUUGAACAUUACAAGCGAUUAUGUCAAUGUAUUUGGAAAUUCCAAAUCACAUUCUGGUUAUUUAACACUUGCAAUUCAUUAUCCAAUCAUGAAUGAAGAACAGAGCCAAAUGAUAUCCUCUCAUGGAAUUCAAGUGAAAUAUUUCCGAAAUUCUAAAGACAAUUCCAUGUCUAUCACCAUUUCAGCACCUAAUGGAUUUAGAGCAGAUUCAGAAAAAUUAAAAUAUUUAUUGGACAUUCGAGGGCUAUUGGCUUCACAACCUGAAGGAUUCGAUGUGUAUCAAAUGCUUGAUUUUGGAGAUGAACAAAAACUUGUUCCACUCUCAAAAUUUGAACAUAGAGCCGAAUUUGAUGGAUUAUCAACCACCAAAUUUGGAUGCUUUUAUCAUGAAAAAGAUGUGAGUUAUUACAUGCAUAGAAAAGCCGAUGGAAAGGUGUUGAGGCUCAAACAACAACAUUUGUGGAUUAAGGUUCAUGAUAUCAUGAAGGGUGUGAAAAUUUUGAUUAAAUAA